This is a messenger RNA of Micropterus salmoides (largemouth bass), 2958 nucleotides long. RefSeq names its product ArfGAP with FG repeats 2 (gene agfg2). Lineage: Eukaryota; Metazoa; Chordata; Actinopteri; Centrarchiformes; Centrarchidae. The transcript has 15 exons. Bases 158 to 1846 code for a protein of 562 amino acids. The record is from RefSeq and is a predicted model, not a curated record. Gene Ontology annotation, molecular function: GTPase activator activity.
AGUCUCGCAUUUUGAGGGGCGAAGCCGCAUAAAAGCGUUUCCACAAUGCGGCCGUGAAGUGCUCCAUGUAGUAAACGGAGAGGGAUUCAGGAGGAGGACAGCGGAGGGUUACCGGCUUUACACCGAGCCUGCGUGCCAGGAACCGGGAGGGAAUAAAAUGUCGAACCGAAAGCACCGGGACAACCAGGAGAUCUGCGCCCGCAAGGUCCGUGAGCUGGCCCAGUCCGGAGUAAACAAACACUGCUUCGAGUGCAACCAACCCGGAGUGACUUACACCGACAUCACGGUGGGCAGCUUCGUCUGCACGUCGUGCUCCGGAAUGCUGCUCCUCUCCGGUUGUGGGCGCGCGCGCGCGUGUGUGUGCGUGCGUGUGCGGUCACAUUUUGUUAUGCAUGUUCAGCCUAGUCCCAACACUCCCCAGGAAGACGGUCUCAGCACUUUAUUGGGCAAUCCUGCACACAUACAGCAGUGUCCACUUUGUGUGUCCCCCACCCACCACCACCACCUCCCAGCAUGGAGACAGAGAGGCCUCAACCCUCCCCAUAGGGUCAAGUCAAUCUCCAUGACAACCUUCUCCCAACAGGAAGUGGAGUUCCUCCAAAACCAUGGCAACGAGGUCGGGAGGAGGACUUGGCUGUGUGUGUUUGACCCAAAGACAGACGGCUGCUCAGACAUGAAGGACUCUCAGAAGUUCAAAGAGUUCCUCCAGGACAAAUAUGAGAAGAAAAAGUGGCAUUUUUCUAAAAGUAAGAACCGGAGGGAUGUCGAGGGUCCUUGGAGCCCAGGGGUCCAGGCCAUGCCCCCUUCACAUGGUCCCUUGGCGAGCCAGGCCCCCUCGCAUAACCUUCCCCCCAACGCCAGGUCCACAAGGCCACUGUCUCAGUCCCAGCUGCCGUCUUGGGAUCGAGCUCCUGUGAUCUCGCCUGCUGACAUGCGGACGGACAUGUUUACCGCUCGGCCAUCGCGCUCCCAAAGCUUCAGAGAUCCCUCUCUGAAAGAUCCCACCCUGUGUGGGAUAGAACGGCAGCGGCCAGGCUCCCUGUCAUCAGCACUGGGAGCUCAGAGCCACGGCCCCUCCUUCCCCGCCCUACCGCGCCCCUCAGUCAGUAGCUCUUUCAAAAACCACUUCACUUUAGGUCGUACAAUAUCAGCCUCGGGCACCACAGGGCCCUUCAGGGCCUUCCCCAAGUCUCUCAGCGUCGACUUUGGAGGUCUGAACCAUCCGCCGCAGCAGCAGCAGCAGCAGCAGCAGCAGCAUCUGCCCCAGGCUCUGUCACAUCAGCAGCCUGGAAGCGUCGGCCAGACGACACCGCCAGUUAGCAGCGGAAACGCCCAGGAUAGAUAUGCUGCGGUGUUACAGCUGGACAGCGUCUUCUCCGACACAUCAACAGCCACAGCUCCACCUGCUGGUCCUCCGCAGUACAGCACCAUCUUUGGCAGCAGGCUCUCUUCCAGCUCUACUCCUGCCAGUUCCCCCGGUGUCGAUACAGUCUCCAGCUCCCAAACCUUUGCAAAUUUCCCCAACCCAUUCAGCUCCGGCUCCAGCUCUGCUUCCCAGCAGCCCGUUGCCCUCUCCCCCAGUAACCCCUUCAGCAACGCAUCAGGAGGUGACUCCAGCGCGUUUGUCACCUCGCCGACCUCCGUUUUUCCUCCGUCCGCCUCUUUCCAAGCGCCCACCACCCAGAAUGCAUUUCCUCAUGAGUCCGCCAGCAACCAGGAAGCCAAUGGUUUUGCCUCCUUCCCUGCACCUGACUCUCAGCCCAAAGUCCCUCGGCCGAUGUCGGUAAACCCGUUUACGGGGAAUGUUUACCCCAGUGGAGGGACUUCGCGAAAUCCUUUCAUCUGACCCUCCCUCCUCUCUCCCUACAUUAGCGCCCCCCCCACCCCCACCCCCAACUUUCAUCUCUGGGAACCGAGGGAGAAGUGAACUUGAGGAGUCACUGCCAUUUCAAUGCCUUUGGAGUAUUUUCACCCUCUAAAGGGAGGGUCUGACCCCCUCCCUUCUUCUCCUCCUCUCUCUCUCUCUCUCUCUCUCUCCCCUCCCUCUCUGUCUGUGUUUACGUGUUUGUGGAGGAGGAGGGGGGGAAUGUGUGAAUGUAAUUAUGAAAUUCAUGUACGUAUGUAUGAGAGUGAUUCCCCCCCCGCUGUGAACAUGUCAAAAAAAGGUGUUUGUGUGCCAGUAGACGCCACCUCAGGGCUCUGUGGGAGUCACGAGCAAAUGACGCCUCUAUGAUUUUUAGAAACACACACACACACACACACACACACACACACACACACACACACACACAUAUAUACAUACAUACACAUAUAUAUAUAUAUAUAUAUAUAUAUAUAUAUAUAUAUAUAUAUGAUGCACACAUGUCGCUGCUGCUGCUACUUUGCUUUCAUCUCCUGCUUAAAAGUGCAAAAAAGACCCAGCCCGUCAGUAUUUACAUCAGCGUAUACGUCUCUCGGUUGUCCAAAGGAAAAGCCAGUUGAGCCUCUGCAUCUCGAGUCCCUACAGGUGGUUAUAACGGCCUCCUGAUGCAUGUGAUAAGACAGGCUUUCCUCUUCAGUGGAUGCGUGGAACAUGUUUGCAUUAGUCACAUUUUUAUUUUUUGUUUGUGUGUGUGUCAGGUUUAAUUUUGAAGGGUAAUCUCAUGUUGUUUCCACUCCAAGGCUGCAUGCGCUUAGAGGGCUAAAAGGAGAUGCUACUGAAUGUAAAAGCAAUUUCAGAAUAACUUAACGUAAAAGUAUAUUAAAAAAACAAAAAAACAAACACCAUCGCUUCAUGUACCGGACCAAAAUGUUUCUCGCUCGUUUUUCUGUUUGUUCUUUUGGUUCACACACAGGCAAAGUUUAUUUCCCUUUUUAUUUUUGCCAAAAGGACAAAAAAAGAAGAGAGAUUCAUGUAACAACCUCUUUGUAAUGAAAAGCAUUCAUGUUCAUAAAAUCAGUUGGUUGCUUCUUAAGACA